Vespula pensylvanica (western yellowjacket) is the source of this 3753-nucleotide messenger RNA. RefSeq names its product probable ATP-dependent RNA helicase DDX28 (gene Dbp21E2). The record is from RefSeq and is a predicted model, not a curated record. Gene Ontology annotation, biological process: mitochondrial large ribosomal subunit assembly. The transcript has 7 exons. NCBI's taxonomy places the organism in Eukaryota, Metazoa, Arthropoda, Insecta, Hymenoptera, Vespidae. Gene Ontology annotation, molecular function: nucleic acid binding; ATP binding. Bases 123 to 1736 code for a protein of 537 amino acids. Gene Ontology annotation, cellular component: mitochondrion.
UUUGUCCAUAAUGUCGCUGCAGUCGCACACGUUUUCACAGCGAAAGGUGAUGAAUUAUCUUAAUGUACACAACUUUGUAAUCUUUCUGAACAGAAUAGGAUUGAGAAGCAAAACGGGUUAAAAUGCUUUUUCGAUUUUGUAAUUUAUGUUAUAAAGAUGUAGGUGUGUCGAUUGUAAAUUUACGGAAAUACGGAAAAAGAGUUAGUACCAAACGUUUUAAGAAAGGUAAACUCGAAAAAGAAACGUUGAUCCAUGACCAAAUAAAUACAAAGAAGCCAAUAAUUGUGUGCAAACGCCCAGUAUUUAAUUUCUACGAAGGUCAAAGUUAUUCACAGUACGAAAAAAUACCAAUAGCUAGUCAAGGAUGGCAUCAUCCAAAAUCUAGAGGAGAUUAUUUUUUUGUAUAUCCAGAACACAAGUUAAAAUCUGAUCAAACGAUUGUAGAGUCUACUUUUGAGAAUUAUGAUUUACACUCUUCAUUAUAUAAGAAAUUGCAGGAAUUAGGUUUUAUAAAACAGUUGGAAAUUCAAGAACAUGCUAUACAAAAAAUUUUAGAUGGUCAAAAUACUGUAUUAGCUGCUGAAACUGGAUGUGGAAAAACAUUAGCAUAUCUUGUUCCUCUAAUAGAUCAAAUUUUAAAUUGGAAACCAUUAUUACAAAGACCUUUUAAUUCUCCAUUAGGAUUAAUUAUAACACCAACUCGAGAAUUAGCUGUUCAAAUAGGGAUAGAGGCAAAACACUUAUCAAAAGAUCUUGGUAUUUCAACAAAAAUUUUGACAGGUGGUAAAACAAAAAAAUUGGUAUUACGUUUACCAUUGAAUGAUGUUGAUCUUGUUGUAGCCAGUUUUGGAGUUAUCAGUAAAUUAUCCACUAUUGGACUUUAUAAAUUGAAUUGUGUCAAACAUAUUGUUCUGGAUGAAGCAGAUGCAUUAUUUCAUGAGACAUUUGAAAAAAAACUUAAAGUAUUUAUGAAUAGAUUAAAGAUUGGUAAUCAGCAAACAAUAGAUGAAAAUGGGAUACCUAAAAAUACUCAAUUGACAUUAGCUUCCGCUACAAUGCCCCAAAGAAUUUCUGAAGUUUUAGGAGACAUAGUAAAUGUCAAUUCUCUAGUUCAAAUAGUUUCAGAAAAAUUGCAUCAUGUUCUAGUACCUCAGAAAUUUAUGAGAUUGGGACCAAGUGAAAAACCGUACGAAUUAUUAAAAUAUAUAAAACCAAAAAUUAAAUCUAAAGAACCAAUAAUCAUAUUCAGUAAUAAGAAUGCUACUUGCGAUUGGAUUAGUAUGUUCUUACACGAAUGUGGUAUUAAUAAUGUGCAUUUGAAUGGUAAUAUGCCUUUAAUAAUUAGACAAGGAAAAUACAAAGAAUUCCAAACUGGAAAAGUUAAUAUAUUAUCAACUACGAAUAUAGGAUCUAGAGGGUUGGAUACCUUCAUGGUCCGACAUAUAUUGAAUUAUGAAUUUCCAUUGGAUACUUCUGAUUAUAUUCAUCGAUGUGGUAGGGUUGGAAGGGUAAACAGUCAUAAAGAUUGCAAAGUAAUCAAUUUUAUUAGUAAUUAUCUAGAAAUUCAGAUAGCUCAAAAGAUCGAAAGAGCCUUUCGCAGAGGAAGACCAAUACCUAUCUUCAAUAUAAUGAUGAAUAAUAUGAAAGAAGAUGUUGAACCUCUAAUCUCUUCCAAUGAUAUCUUGCAAAAUGAUAUAAUUCAAAACAUAGAUGAGGAAAAUAGUAUUCCUUAUUAAUAAAUUUAUGAAUUAUAUUAAUAAAACACGCGACAUAUAUUUUUCAAAAAUAUUUUCAAAUCUAUAGAUAUAUUAUUAAACCUAAUCAAUGUGAGAUAUGAUCACUCGACUAUAGGAGAAUAUAUACGAGAGAAUUUCCCUCGUUUAAUAUACAUUCGUUUCCUAAUUUAAUUAGCUUGUAUGAGGCCAGUGUGAUUAUUCUUUCGUGUAAGAAUUCAAUGACGAAACCCUCGCAAUGCCUACCAACACGAUCAUCUGAUUAGAUAGGUAUCGUUAUUUCUAAUUUGAUGUAAUCUUUUAAAAACGGAUUUUAUUCUUUUGCCCUGAUAGUUAAUUUCCUAUCUUCGCAUAAACACAAAUGUUUAAAAUUUAAAUAGAAUGUCUUAUUAUUUUCGUUGUUUUUUGCAAAUUAAAAAAUUUAGAAUAUAUUUUUAAAUCGUUUCUUUUCGUCUGUACGAAUUCCUAAAUUUUAAAGUUUUAGUAGAAGGUAGCAGAAAGGUUUAUGUUCAUCCAUAUGUACUGUAUCCUGUCGUGUCCACUGACACACCCACACUGGACACCCACGCGCGGCAAAUAGUAAUACUAUAAGCCAGAAUAUACGUCUAGACCAGUUUAUUACUCACUUUGCGUUUUAGUGAAAUUAAACGUGGUCAACGCACGCUGUCGUUUUACUUUAGCCGGCUUCGUUCAUGUGGGUGUGUCGUGGACAACUAAAAUAGUGUCGCUAAACAAUAUCAUCGCGUGUUUCUUAUCUCUUUUGAAUUAACAGCUGGUCCGAAUUAAAUUCAAAAAUUUCGUUUAACCCUUUUGAUACUAUGGGUGCGUAUACAAUACACGUUCAUAAAAUUAAACGGUACAAUGUCAUACAAUCGUAUGUAAGUAUUAAAGUUACAUCUGAUGUACAAUUAUCUUUUUAAUUUUGCAAUAGCUAUUCAUAAAAUGUUUAUGAAAAUAUUUUUCUGUAUUUACUUUAAAGCUCUUUAAAACAAAUGAAAAGUUCGAUUAAAUAAAAACAGAAGAAUUUGAUUUAUAAUAGAUGUAUUAUAUAUCAAAAAGUAAUAGUGAAGAUAGGGGGUAAUUUAAUGUGAGACUGAAAUAGCAUGAAGCGUGUAUGAAUUGUAUAAAAAUAUACCAUUAGAUAACUUGUUUAUUUCAUUAAAGAGUAGAAUAUUUAAACAAGGAAUCUUCGCUUUAUUAGUAUUAAAAGAUAAUAAUCAGAAUAUUAAAAUAAGCAUAAUAAAUAGGAUAAAUCAUGAUGUAAGUUCAAUAGAGCAUAAAUUUAAUACUUAAAAUUCAGAUUACGAAGUAAAAAGGUUACGAAAAAUUGAUAUAUGUAGGAAACCAAAGAAUACUGAUUAAUGCCGAUUAAUAAAAAUUACAUAAUGAGAGACUAUUUUGUAAACAAUACAUUACAUUUAUCUAGAAAUUUACCAUUUAUCUAUUACAUAGGAUUUAUCUAAAAAUUUACCAUUUAUUUAUUUCAUACCAUUCAUCUAAUCUAGAAGAAGAUUCGGAAUAAUAAAACAUUUGUAUUAUAUAAUUAUCAAUCUGUGUAUAUUCUAGACUUGAUUAUGUAUACAAGAGCUUCUAAAAAUAUUGUAAAGCAUCAUUCAGAAUCGUGAAUAGAAAGAAAUAUUGUUAUGAUGAUAUUACAGUCAUACAUUGGAAAAAAAUCAUGUAUUAUACAUCGAUAACUGAUUCAUAAGUCUUGCCUUAUUCAUUAAGUUGCAUAAUAAAAGAACUUACGCAUGUGGAACGGUGAGGAAACAUAGAAAGGGAUUACCGGAAAUGUCGAAGAAAUUAAAGAGAGAGGAAAUAAGUUUCAAAAGCACAGACAUUUCAUUAGCAUUGAAAUGGAAUGAUAAGAAAGAAAUAUGGAUGUUAUCUGCAUUACGUAGUACUAAAAAAAAAAAGAACAACUAAAAACUGAAGAGGCCAUUUAUAAAUCCAAAUGCAUUAAAAAUUGUAGUCAUGUGUGCAAUAAAUAAAAGGGGUAUGGCAUUAACGGUUUAAAAUA